Molecule: messenger RNA, 962 nt
Organism: Aricia agestis (brown argus)
Lineage: Eukaryota; Metazoa; Arthropoda; Insecta; Lepidoptera; Lycaenidae
Exons: 5
Coding region: 219-962 (247 amino acids)
Biological process (GO): tissue regeneration; cell adhesion
Cellular component (GO): membrane
Source: RefSeq, a predicted model, not a curated record
UAACGCCACGUACGGACGAACAAACACGUUUACAUGUGUAUAAUUUAAAAACCCAAUGUAAUGUUUUAAAUCCGCAUUCGCUGAGACCUUGUUCGGAGGAAGCGAGCGUUUCCCUUCGCUCUUACUUCAGUGAUAUCCUUCUAUUGUCCUACCGCGCGUCAGAUCGUUGGCCGGUUUUGUAAGAGUAGUAGUCACUAGUCAUUAGAGUGCAAGUGAAAAUGACCGAACUAAACAGUAGCAGGAACUACAGGAACGAACGAAAUGAAGAAAACGACGCGUCCACCGAUCUCGUCGUCGGGAACACGGACGAUGUCAAAGGCCUCGACGCCAACCGCUAUGCGACGAAGAAGACGGUUGCGCAGGGCAUGCUGGACAUCGCCCUGCUCACAUCGAACGCAUCUCAGCUGAAGUAUGUCCUGCAAGUCGGCCAGAAGCACGAGUUCUACUACAUGCUGCUCGUGCUUAUAUCGCUGUCGAUCAUACUACAGGUGGCGAUGGGCAUAGUGCUCCUCUCCCUCAACCUGCUGCGCGACUGCCGCUUCCACCAGCCCCGCCACCGCACCUCCGCCCUCAACAUCAACUACGGCACCACCGCCGUCGCGUUUCUGGUCGUGGGUCUUCUGUUCGUGGUGAUCGGCGGGCUAGACCUGAACGACCACGCCGACCAGCCCUCCGCGAUUAUACUAAAUGACGUCAUAGUUAUAUUCAUCUUCGUAAUUUCCGUCACCAACAUCGUCAUUUCCGCUUUCGGGAUAGAAUACUCCAACAGCCCGCUAGCGAGCGCAGGCGCCAUGGCCUUAGUAAUCUCGAGCUUGGACGGCGCGCACGGCGGCAGAAAGAUCGCGGACCGCCUCUACCAUGCGUCCAUAGGGCUCAUGACGGUCGUAGUGUUCUGUGACGUUAUACGAAUGACGUUUGGCCUUGACCCUGCGCUCUCCGAGGAGGAUCUCUAUAGGAAAUAG